AUGGGCUCCGACUUGCCAGACUCCAACUCUCCCGACCUGGGGCUUGCUCACCCAACCCCGGAAGAACGUGUCGAAAUCUGGACCAAUGUCGCGGCCUCGUGGAAAGAUUCUUUCACCGUUCCUGUAUUUCUUGAGGAAUCCAAGUAUCUCACAACUGUGCCACUUGCCAAGGAAGGCGGCAUGACCAUAUGGAUUCUCGUCGACAAGAACCUGCCACCAAAUGAGCGACCGAUCCUAUGCUCCUGCGAAAGUUUUGUCAAGCGCACCAUCACGAGCGAUGCCGACGGCAAUACGGACGAUAACAUUGUCCACGGCAUCGCUAGUGUCUUCUGCCCCGAGGAGUACCGUCGUCGUGGCUAUGCGGCACGGCACAUGCGGGAGAUGGCCAAGGCCCUCUACAGAUGGAAGCCGGACCAAGGCAAAUGUGUUGGAUCUAUCCUCUACUCAGACAUUGGGAAGAUUUACUACACUAGGCUGGGAUGGCUGCCUCACCCCAACAACGCGCAGCUUGUUUUCCCAUCCAUUCCGGCUCCGGCGUCAAGCUCAGCCCAGGAGGUCGUGGAAGACGAUUUGGCUCGUCUCUGUGAAAGAGACGAAGGGAUUGUUCGAAAGGCCAUGGCUACACCGGCUCGGGUGCAGAGGCGUUUGACAAUCGUCCCAACUCUUGAACACAUGCUCUUCCACAUCAGAAAGGAAGACUUCACUACCCAACACAUCUUUGGGAAAAUACCGACAGUGAAGGGAGCCAUCGCGGGGCCCCUAGGAAGUCAGGUUUGGGCAAUCUGGUACUAUCGCUACUACGGACAUCCAGACUGGCCAUCUACCAGAAACGUCCUCUACAUUCUACGACUGGUUGUCGAGGGUGAUGAGAGCAGAGGGAAACCACUGGCCGAGACGACUGACUCUGGCCACCAGGCGGGCUACCUGAAGGCCGUGAUUCAGGCUGCCCAGGCCGAGGCGGCUCGAUGGCGCCUUGAUCACGUCAAGCUGUGGGAUCCUACACCCUUGGUCCAAGACUUGGUAGCUAAGAGCGGGAUCGACCAUGUUUUAUCUGAACGAGACAAGCACAUUGCUAGCGGGCUGUGGUACGAUGACAAAGGCGACAUGGGGGCAGCACCGACUUGGAUCAGUAACGAAUACUAUUCGUUCUGUUGA
Molecule: messenger RNA, 1155 nt
Organism: Ilyonectria robusta
Lineage: Eukaryota; Fungi; Ascomycota; Sordariomycetes; Hypocreales; Nectriaceae
Exons: 1
Coding region: 1-1155 (384 amino acids)
Source: RefSeq, a predicted model, not a curated record